AUGGAAGAAGCACGUGCCCUGGAUUCGACGUACCCUGCCACCAAGCGCGACGCCUUUUGCAUCCCGACAUUUGGAUCCAUGGGCACCAAAUUGGCACCCAACGGUUCGCUGGGAGACCCAGUGACCUAUCUGUGUGGUAACUCUUUGGGCUGCAUGCCGAGGUCUACGAGAGCUGCUAUAAAUGACGAGCUAGACGCAUGGGCUGCGCGUGGUGUCGAGUCCCACUUCCGACAUAGCGGUGAGGACCGGGGACUGACUUCGUGGGUCGACAUCGACCUGCCUUUAUCGAAGCUUAUGUCACCAAUUGUCGGAGCACGUGACUCGGAAGUCGCGAUCAUGGGUUCCCUCACAGCCAAUCUGAACGCUUUGUUAGCCGCGUUCUACAAACCAAGCUCGUCGAGAUUCAAAAUACUUUGCGAAAAGGGCGCGUUUCCUUCCGAUUAUUACGCCUUCUACAAUCAGUGCAAACUUCACGGUAUUGAUCCUGAUUCGGCACUGGUGCGGCUUGAGCCACGCAAGGGCGAGACGUAUCUGCGGACAGAAGAUAUAUUGAAGGCUAUUACUGCUAAUAGCGAUAGUCUUUCUAUCGUGUGUCUUCCGGGAAUACAGUAUUACUCUGGACAAUUCUUUGAAAUUGAAAAAAUCACAGCCCAUGCACAUUCGUUCCCCGGCAUUGUCGUAGGCUGGGACCUUGCCCACGCUGUUGGCAAUGUUCCUUUGGAACUCCAUUCUUGGAAUGUGGAUUUUGCAUGUUGGUGUUCCUAUAAGUAUUUGAAUUCUGGUCCGGGAGCCAUUGGCGGGAUUUUUGUCCACGAUAGACAUGCCAGUGUUGCUGCUGAUCCUCUCAGCCCGGAUGUAGAAGCAAUGCCUCGCAUGGCAGGAUGGUGGGGAAACAAUCGAGACAACAGGUUUCAAAUGAAAGAAGUCUUCGAACCAAUUGAGGGUGCCUUGGGUUUCAGACAGUCGAACCCUAGCGUGAUUGAUGUCGUGGCCUUAAAGGCUUCGUUAGAGAUAUUCAAGGACUUUGGUGGAAUGCAAGCAAUCCGCCGGCGCUCUCUUCUUCUCUCAAACUAUCUGUUGAAACUUCUCCAAAGAUCCGCCUACUAUCACGAGAAGAGUACGGAUGGAGAAGGAAAAGUCGGCUUUUCAAUUAUCUCACCGCUUAACGAGACGGAACGUGGUGCACAGCUGUCUCUACUCAUUCAAUUCUCCAAAGACAAUCCGCAAGCUAACACAAUGGAGCGUGUGUUUGGUUAUUUGAAUGAUCGCGGUGUCAUUGCUGAUGAAAGACGGCCGGACGUCAUACGAAUUGCGCCUGCCCCUCUCUACAACACUUUUGAAGACAUUUUCACGGCGGUGAAACUACUCAACGAUGCUUUUAAAAGCUUAUAG
Lachancea mirantina is the source of this 1392-nucleotide messenger RNA. NCBI's taxonomy places the organism in Eukaryota, Fungi, Ascomycota, Saccharomycetes, Saccharomycetales, Saccharomycetaceae. The record is from the annotation of a GenBank genome assembly.